CAGUGCUACUGUAACCAAACUUAAACAUGUUUGUUUUCUAAAUUAUAAGUUAAGCAACAAUUUAUAGUUGGAAACAAAUUCUAGUAAAUUAAUUACCUGUCUCAUUCGUUACAUUAAGUACGUUUUCAUUAAUGGUACAUAAUAUGAUGGAGAUUACAGAUACAAAUCUAAAUAGAAUUCCAGAAGACGCUUCACAAGGCAAUAUUCCAAAUACAAAUGCCUUAAAAGAUUUCGGCACUAAAGACACAACCUAUGCUAAGACCAUGUUAAAGGAACUGCUGAGAUUUGACGUUGAUCAUCGAACUGAAAAGGACUUACGGGAACACGUCUCUCGACUUCACUGUUUGGUUAGAAAGGUAGUUUUAUUGUUGUUGGAGAAAAGUUCUCUUUGCAAAAAUUUGGAGGAACAAAGAACAGUUCUUACUCAACAGUGCACCUCGCUGAAGAAUCUAGUAGCUGUCACGAAGGACCUGUUGGCUUUGAGAAACACUGAAGUCGAACAGCUCUGUAAAAAUAUAAAAAUUAUGGAGGAAAGAAUUCAUUUGGAAAGAAAUAAGCAACAAAACGUUCUUAAUACUUUGUCUGAGUCUGCAAGGUUGAAUGAAGACAUUAAAGCACAAUACCAUUGUCAAAUAGAGAUGUUCAACGACCUGCGAGCUCGGUACGAGGAGAGGGUGGCGCUCCUGGUGGCCGAGAACACGCACUUGUCAGGAUUGUUCGCGGAGCAGAACACUAACAUGGUAGGAGAUGGAAUGGAGGGUAGACAUUGUAACAGUCCAGAAGAAACAAGAGAAAGUAAACAGUUAUCUGAUGUAUUCGGUCAAUGUGAACCAUACGAGAUAUCUACUGAUCUAGCAAAUCACUUAAGUGAUAUAAAAUCGCUAUGUGAGAUUCUGACCAAUGAAGAAGAAAAUAUUGUACCGAAAUAUCCUAGUAUUGAUAAGGACUCUAAAUCAUGUCCUAAUGAUGUAACCGACACAGCAGAGAAACAAAAGGGGUAUGGAGAGGGAGAAGUCCAAUUAGGAGUAAUAAUGAAACCCAAGGGAGAUAACGAAGAAAAUAUUGCCACACCAGGACCAGAGAUCAUUCAAUCUCUGCAACUCACAGAAAAUAUUAUAGACAAGGAAAUAUCAGAACACACAGGACAGGGGGAGGGGGAGACGUCUUGACUUACAGCUGAUAUAUGACAUAUUUACACAGUAUUGUAAAACUCUUUAACUGAUUAAAAACUAUCACCUAUCA
Molecule: messenger RNA, 1242 nt
Organism: Homalodisca vitripennis (glassy-winged sharpshooter)
Lineage: Eukaryota; Metazoa; Arthropoda; Insecta; Hemiptera; Cicadellidae
Exons: 5
Coding region: 132-1169 (345 amino acids)
Source: RefSeq, a predicted model, not a curated record